CAGUUUAGCGUCUCCGCUCCGAUCCGUGCAUUUGUACACGGUGCAUACUGGGCAUGGGGCGGCCCUUCUCGCAGGCACAUCUUGAGACCGUGAUGUUACCCAAUCCAGAACUUAUUUUGUGAGAGCAGGACACUACACUGGUUUCACACGCGCUUAGAUAACAUCAGUAACAGUUCCUUGAAAUGCUUUGCCGCAUGUGUGUGCGAUGUUGAGUUUCGUUCCCAUUGUAUCAGUGCAGUUCUGAAACUCGCCUUCAAGCUCUAGUCGAGUCCGGUUCUUCCGAACUGGAAUACUCUAUGUUGACAAGCCCACAGGUUAUUUAGCUGCCAUUCAAAAUAGCGUUGGAGAGGGUGGGGAAGAAGUACGAGAAGUACGGAAAUGGAGUUCGUUAGAAAUUUAGACAAGUCAAUGUUGGAGUUGGAGGACAGUUAUUACGAUUACUAUCGACUGCGCGAGUGGACUAUUGGCGCCACAUACUACAUGGUGACGAUCUCUAUGAUCUAUGUCGCCCUAAUUCAUUGGGGUGUCAGCCAAAUGGAGAAGCGCACCAAGUACAAUCUGCGCGGGACGCUGGUCUGCUGGAACGCAGCCCUAGCCUUCUAUAGCAUGUUCUCUCUGUAUCGUUUCACUCUGGCCCUGAUGAGGCAUGACAGUGUUGGGGAGGCGGUGUGCGAUGCCACAUACAUGCACAGCUCCGGUGGACUGUGGUCGUUCCUGUUUAUGAUGUCCAAGUUUGUCGAGUUUGGCGACACGUUCUUCAUUGUGCUGAAAAAGAAGAAGCUGAUAUUCCUGCACUGGUUUCACCACGUCACCGUGUUGUGGUUCUGCUGGUUUAGCUUCAUCAAUCCGCAUGGCCCUGCUCGUGUCUUUGGCGUUAUCAACAUGAUCAUCCACUUCAUCAUGUACACGUACUACGGCGUGUCUGCAUCCGGUCUCUACAAGCCGCCAAAGUGGAUCAACAUCUCUAUCACCACACUGCAGCUUUCACAAAUGGUUACUGGAAUUAGCACCACCAGCUGGGCGUACUAUCAACAGCGCUCCGGUGAGGACUGCCCGAUGUCCGACAUGCAGUUCUCGGUAUCAAUGGCAAUGUAUGCCAGCUACACGGUCCUGUUCGGCAACUUCUUCUACAAGACUUACAUAGCAUCUUCUAAGAGCGGCAAAGCAUCUAAAGCCGAGUAGUCUGCUGCUGCUGCUGCUGCUGCUGCUGGGUAGAGUACUGGUAUCAUACCACUCAUUUCUCUCUGGUUACAUUGCCAGUCUGUGCUUCCACCAUGCCCUAUACCUUAGGAUUAUUAGCUUGUCAAAUUUCCAAUUUUUAAUUUUAAAACUAGUCUUGUCAAAUUUUGCCAAAUUUCUACGUUCUAAAUUAUUUAGACUCGGAUGGAGAGCCAAAGUAAUUGGUGGUGUUAGUGGAUAAUUACAGCGUAACUUGUUGGUCCUUUUUCUUCUAAAUUAUUUGCAUGUGAUUUAAGCAUAGACCCAGUCAUGCAGUUCAUAUUUUACUGGUCAGAAUUCAAAGUAGCAUUCUAAUUGGGAUUACUCAUUGGUUACUCAUAGUCCCAUUUCAAAGAACAACUUUCAGAAAUUGCUGCUUUUAGAUUGUUGA
Molecule: messenger RNA, 1609 nt
Organism: Sycon ciliatum
Lineage: Eukaryota; Metazoa; Porifera; Calcarea; Leucosolenida; Sycettidae
Product: very long chain fatty acid elongase 6-like
Exons: 1
Coding region: 379-1182 (267 amino acids)
Biological process (GO): fatty acid elongation, polyunsaturated fatty acid; sphingolipid biosynthetic process; fatty acid elongation, saturated fatty acid
Cellular component (GO): endoplasmic reticulum membrane
Molecular function (GO): fatty acid elongase activity
Source: RefSeq, a predicted model, not a curated record